GAUGAAUAUCACCGUCCGUGCAUUUCGAUGAUUUCGAUGGAUGUCAUAAUCAUCAUCCGCUUUGACAAGUGAAAAAGUGCGUUAUCGCGCAGUUGGAUUGUUGGGAAUGAUUAUCAUCGAUUUUUUGUUAAAGGCAUUGUGUUUUUCGAUACUCCAAGCAUGAGUGAGGAAUAUCUUCAACCUGUCCUGUCCUCUGAGGACCAAGAGAAUUUCCAGAAGUUGGAUACAACCUUUUUUGCUGCUGUCCCUUUGUUGUUUGGGGCUGUCCUGGAGAUAACUGGAAUAGUUUUCGUAUCACUGUGGCCAGAGGAGCGCAACAAAUGCGAGACGUAUUUCAUAUUCCUGUACCUUCACUGCUCCUACUGGCUGAUGAUAAUGAUCACCGACUACAUAAUCCGCACUAAACACCACAAUCUGCGAAUUUGCGGAUACCUGGAUUUUUAUCAGUCCACCUACCAGCACAUUCGGACUCCCCUAUUCAUAGCUUCACUCUGGAACACAGCGUACCUUCUACUAGCUGUUCUCCUCCAUCACACCCACAAGAUUGACUAUGAGGCGUAUUGUCGAUCCUCCGAGUGGUUUACACCAGUUAAUUAUGUCCUGCUGCUGACUACCCUGGAACUGAUGAUCAUUGUUCCCGUGUAUGUGAAUUAUAUAAAACGUGUGAGGCGAUUCAAUCGUACAAAACCUCCGCCUGACGUAACCAGAGAGGAAUGGCUGACGUCAUUCACUCAGGACUCAUACGCAGGUAGUACAGAAGUUGGUUACCAACAGAGAGGCUCAGACCUCACAGAACUCCUGGAGAAACAGGCUGAUCUGAUAAGGUAUCUCAGAGAUCAUAACGUUAAAUUGAGCCACCGUAUGAUGCUCCUGGCGACUCAACGUCGCCCUGAAUCUUAAAUUAAGCGAUAAUUCUCAAACUCCAAACGAUUUUACCCUCACUGCGUGAUUAACAAAUAAGUAUCGACUAACUUCAACGUGUGCUAUUUAUCAAUAUAUAAUACUGUAUCGAUUAAAAUUGAUGUGUGCAAAGGAUUUUUUUAAUAUUCGCGACUCGUUUUCAUCUAAAUUAUUACUCACAUUUCUUUAUAUUCUCAUGAAUUUUAUUUCAUCUGCUUAUGAAUCAUCUGUUCGAUUGAGCUGUCUUUUUGUUUUAUGAUUCAUCAACCUAAGGCCACCAACAUGUGUCAUCAAUUAUUUGAGAAUAACUUAAGUAUUACGAUUUAAUUUAAAAUAACGAGAGAGUUCAUGCCCUGGAAUUAGAAUAAUGAGGUUUAUACUGUGAUACGACUCUUGAAAAUUCAUAAAACUUUAUGUAAAUAAUAUAUGAUUUUACCAACUCAAUAAAAUAUAUAUUCAUUAUAUAUUUUCAAUGGUACAUUUGCUAAACACUAUUACAUUGUUUAUUAUAAUUUACGUCUUACAAUGAGUGCAUUAACUCUAAUUGGUGUAAAGUUACAACUAGGUCAAAUCCAAUUCCCUAAGAAUCACAUUUAACCCAAAAGCAUUCAUCUCUUUAUACAAAGUUUUUUGUUCUCUUUUUCAUUACAAAAUCGAUAGUUACAUAUCACUAAAACGAUCACCGAAUUACAUUAUUUGUAUCCGUAUUUCUAUUAUUAUCAUGGUAUUGUAACGCAACAGUGGAAAUAAAAUGAAACCACAAAUUGAAUAGUCUCCGGCAAUCGAAACACAUCUGUCAACAGUCUUUCGCAUUUUGUUAUCAUUUUUAUCUAGAAAAACGUUAUUGUUACAGACAUUUUAAUUCAACUGUACAAUCAAAGCCCUAUCACUAGUCUAUGAACAUUAACGUAAAGCUAGUGUUUCGGUUACUCUAUUUGAGGGGUUUAGACUUAAUUUGUUUUGAGUAAGCCUCUGGUUUCACUGGGUCAGCCCCAGGGGACUUCAUCAGGGUCAUUACAUGCUAACACCUUCACACUUCUAUUAUUACAACGCCAAUGAGCUCACAAUUCUCGCAUUUCUGCUCACAUUUCCUCCUUCUACGUUAUCAUUACAGGAGUACAGUGUUAGGCCUACGAGUGUUGUAUUUUUGUUAUUGUUUAUUGUCACAUGUCAGGAGGAAAUUGUCAGACUUUGAUGAUAUUUAUUUUUACCAUACCUUUACGAUUCUCUUUCUUUUUUUUACGCGGAUGAUAUCCAAGCGGAAGAGUUUAUGGUACCAACUUUUACAGCUUCCAUUUUAUUGCAUCUUUUAUUGUAAUAAAGCAUUUGAAUGACUCUUCAAACAAUUAACCGAGAAAACUAGCGCUUUUCCUCAGAAAUUCUCUUGAAUUUCCACGUCAACUCAGGGAUUAUCUGUCAAUUUAUUUUAUGAAAAGAUUCCACAGAACAAUUCCACUUGGAUAUACGAUAAAUCGGGGUCAUUGCAUCUAAAAAAAUCAGCUUUCAAAACAAACGUUUGGAAUUAAAAAA
Molecule: messenger RNA, 2430 nt
Organism: Fopius arisanus
Lineage: Eukaryota; Metazoa; Arthropoda; Insecta; Hymenoptera; Braconidae
Product: transmembrane protein 192
Exons: 3
Coding region: 160-900 (246 amino acids)
Cellular component (GO): lysosomal membrane; late endosome
Source: RefSeq, a predicted model, not a curated record